Gorilla gorilla gorilla (western lowland gorilla) is the source of this 3813-nucleotide messenger RNA. RefSeq names its product glycine receptor alpha 4 (gene GLRA4). The record is from RefSeq and is a predicted model, not a curated record. Gene Ontology annotation, molecular function: transmitter-gated monoatomic ion channel activity; glycine binding; transmembrane signaling receptor activity. The transcript has 9 exons. Gene Ontology annotation, biological process: monoatomic ion transmembrane transport. Gene Ontology annotation, cellular component: plasma membrane. Lineage: Eukaryota; Metazoa; Chordata; Mammalia; Primates; Hominidae. Bases 304 to 1677 code for a protein of 457 amino acids.
UGAUUGCUGCCCAGAGAGAAUCUUUUCCAGCUCCCAGCUGGCAGGCUAAGGCCCUCCGGAGCCCAAAGCGAGCCCAAGCAGAAGCCAGUAGGGUUAUCUGUGUCAGGAUCAUUUCCAGGGGAAUAGUUCUGGCCCCCGGCAGGUAAAGACGGGCCAGAGGAGAAGAGGCAGAAGAGGAGAGAGAGCAGGCUCUUUGCGAGCAGCCCAGGCUGGAGAAAGGCUCUGUACUUUUGGCGUUCCUGCAGGGAUAUCCCCUCUCACGUUGGCAGCCAGGCUGAGAAAGGGCUUCAAGAUCCCCGCAGAAUGACAACUCUUGUUCCUGAAACCCUCUCCUUCCUUCUUCUCUGGACCCUGCCAGGGCAGGUCCUCCUCAGGGUGGCCUUGGCAAAAGAGGAAGUCAAAUCUGGAACCAAGGGGUCCCAGCCCAUGUCCCCCUCUGAUUUCCUAGACAAACUUAUGGGGCGAACAUCUGGAUAUGAUGCCAGGAUUCGGCCCAAUUUUAAAGGCCCACCCGUGAACGUGACCUGCAACAUCUUCAUCAACAGUUUCAGCUCCGUCACCGAGACCACAAUGGACUACCGGGUGAAUGUCUUCUUGCGGCAACAGUGGAAUGACCCACGCCUGUCCUACCGAGAAUAUCCUGAUGACUCUCUGGACCUCGAUCCCUCCAUGCUGGACUCUAUCUGGAAGCCAGACCUGUUCUUUGCUAAUGAGAAAGGGGCCAACUUCCAUGAGGUGACCACGGACAACAAGUUACUGCGCAUCUUCAAGAAUGGGAAUGUGCUCUACAGCAUCAGGUUGACCCUCAUUUUGUCCUGCCCGAUGGACCUCAAGAACUUCCCCAUGGACAUCCAGACCUGCACGAUGCAGCUGGAGAGCUUUGGCUACACCAUGAAUGACCUCGUGUUUGAGUGGCUGGAAGAUGCUCCUGCUGUCCAAGUGGCUGAGGGGCUGACUCUGCCCCAGUUUAUCUUGCGGGAUGAGAAGGAUCUAGGCUGUUGUACCAAGCACUACAACACAGGGAAAUUCACCUGCAUCGAGGUAAAGUUUCACCUGGAACGGCAGAUGGGCUACUAUCUGAUUCAGAUGUACAUCCCCAGCCUACUCAUCGUCAUCCUGUCCUGGGUCUCCUUCUGGAUCAACAUGGAUGCUGCCCCUGCCCGUGUGGGCCUGGGCAUCACCACCGUGCUCACCAUGACCACCCAGAGCUCUGGCUCCCGGGCCUCUUUGCCUAAGGUGUCCUACGUGAAGGCAAUCGACAUCUGGAUGGCUGUGUGUCUGCUCUUUGUGUUCGCUGCCUUGCUGGAGUAUGCUGCUGUAAAUUUUGUUUCUCGUCAGCAUAAAGAAUUCAUACGACUUCGAAGAAGGCAGAGGCGCCAACGCUUGGAGGAAGAUAUCAUCCAAGAAAGUCGUUUCUAUUUCCGUGGCUAUGGCUUGGGCCACUGCCUGCAGGCAAGAGAUGGAGGUCCAAUGGAAGGUUCUGGCAUUUAUAGUCCCCAACCUCCAGCCCCUCUUCUAAGGGAAGGAGAAACCAUGCGGAAACUCUACGUGGACCGAGCCAAGAGAAUUGACACCAUCUCCCGGGCUGUCUUCCCUUUCACUUUCCUCAUCUUCAAUAUCUUCUACUGGGUUGUCUAUAAAGUGCUACGGUCAGAAGAUAUCCACCAGGCUCUGUGAAUAGGGUGGGAGCUAUAGAGUCCUGCUGCUGGCCUCCUGCUUCCUCCUGGGUGGGCUUUCUCCCUCAGUUAGACUCCAUUAGGGGUUUGGACAGUUCCUUCCUGAUCUCCCACUCAGAACUUCAACUACCAGUCCCAAAGCUAUGUGGGCCUAUAUUGCAUGGUGCCAAUGGUGGCUGUACUUACAAAGAUGGCUUAUCUACCCUAGUCCAUAUUUUCUCCAUACUUUCCCAUUUCUCAUGAGACUAAGGUUUGGCCACAUUCCUGGGGCCAGGAUGACCUUCUGCCCUUGCUGGAGCCUCCCUGUUUUCCAAUACUCCAGUGGAGAGUAUUCAGAACACUGCUGCUAGAUUCUGGCAUUUGUCAUCUUAAUCUGCACCACUUCUCCCCCUGCCACCUCCCACCCAGAGCCUGGCCAUUACUGUGUCCUCUGUCCCUCCUGCUGCAGAUUCAAAUGGUGAGUUUCUCCUAUCCACAAGUGCUGCCCUGUGGGGCCUAGUCAGGUUUCCUUGAAGUGAGAGGAAGGCAAAGCCGCAAGUUCCCCACCUCUCGAGAGGGUUGGAACAGUCAUAGGCUGCACUGGGCUAGCGACUAUAUGGCCCAACAGAGAGGUGUUCAAGUCUCUUGGGAAGCCCCGCACUUUGUCUUCAUCCCUUUUCCUAUUGCGCUUGUCUGCUCUUUCCUGUUCACUGAGAUACUCCUCGUCUGUCUCUUAGUUUUGAGGAGAGCGUUCUGAGCUGACCAGGGUAGCUGGUUCAGAAAUUACUGUCAGAAUUGGGGCAGAGACUUUGGGUUCUCAAAAAGACUAAUCUUCCAGAUCCACCUGAACAUUCUGGUCUCAGAAAUAUUCGUUCCGUUCCCUAAUUAACUAGCAUGGUGGCAGGAUCUGUUGGACAGCUGGGGAGUGUAAAAAGAGAAAAAUACUUGUUCUUUAAGAAACUUACAUUAUGAUGCUAGAAAACUUUUGAGAAAAGUGAGAUCCAAGGUAGUGGAACCCAGGAGGAGUAGAAUAGAGAAACUAUUCUCAGAGUGUCUUUUGUUGGCUGGGCUUUCAUUUGUUUCUUCUUUCUCACCAAAGUCUAUUUUCCAGGGCCCUUCAUUUCCAACCUGGUCUUUCACCUCCUUUUGGUGUGCAAAUAAAGGUGCCACUGCAACCUUGUUAAGGAUGGAAUGGGCUUCAAGUUUGCUGGGGAGGAACUAGGCAUGUAGAAGACCCCUAUACUAGAUCAACAUUGAUUUGACCAACAUUAGGGUAGCAGUUGUAGAAGUUAAAGAGCCAUAAUUCAGAGUUGUUUCUUCACCCUUCUUGCUCCAUAAGGAGAAGCAGUGAGUAGGUGUAGCAGUCAGUUGAAACUACCAGAAAUGUCAGAAUAGAGAGAGUUGGUGUGGAAGAGCCCACUUCAGGCCUGACAUACCACUGGGACAUGGGGAAGCAUGUGCCUGGCACACUGAGACCUUUGAAGUGACCAACUGUGAGCAACUGAAACAGGAGAGAUUAAAGUGUGGGACUGACACUGGAAGAAAGAAGUGAUCAAAUGAUCUCUUAGACAUCUUGUCCUUUUCUCUGGACCUAGAAUAAUUAAGCACAUAAGUCCAGUCUCUCCCUCUGCUUCUCUCUUUCUCUCUCCUUUUCUCUCUCUCUUCCUCCUUCCUUCCCUUCCUCCCUCCAUAUGGUGAUCCAAAUUGAAAGUCAAUAAAUCCAAUGGCCAAAGCUAAUCCUAUAAUCAAACCAAGAGCUUGACUUUGUCUUUAUCCCUUUUCCUAUUGCGCUUGUCUUCUCUUUCCUGUUCACUGAGAUACUCCUCUUGUCUGUCUCUUAGUUUUGAGGAGAGCAUUCUGAGCUGACCAGGGUAGCUGGUCCAGAAAUUAUUUUUAUUGGCAAUAUUAUAACUCUGGUACCAAGCAGAUUUAAAACAAAAUAACUGGCAUAAGGGAGCAGAUUGAAUUGAGAAGGGCAGAAAACCCCUGUUUUCCUAUUUCUGCCCAGGUAGUGCCAAUCAAUGAGAGGCCACAAGCAAUACUCCUUUGAAAGGAGCAGAGAGCAUCUCUUUGAUACUCUCCAUGGAGGGGCUGGGGUGUCAGGCUGCUGCAGCCCGAAGGCGGGGGUAGCAGGGAGGGUGGACUAUGGAGAUGAGCU